AUGUCCGUCCCCGCACGGAAGCCAGAUCCUGUGCCGGACGGGCAUGCCGUGGCCUCCCAGUCCCUCUGCCUUUACCCAGGCACUCAGGCAGCAGCUGGUCGCUGCGGGGGAGGCACGGUUCCAGGCCGGGAAGCAGGCAUCCCCACGCCAGGCUUUACAAUGGUAUCAAGGCACCUAGGCACCAGAAUGGGUCUGCUGCACCGCAGGUGCGCUGGGCACCUGCUGUCUGUGCUGAUCCUCCUCAAGGCUGUUGGCACCUUGGCCCUGAUGCUCUAUGCCCUGUUGUGGGAAGCUGGAAACCUGAUCAACCUCCCCGAGAAACGCAUUGGCUUAUACAACUUCUGCCUGUGGAACGAGACAGUCAGGGAGCUGCAGUGCUUGAAGUACAAACAUCUGCAGAUGGUGGGCAUCAGCCUUUGAGGAAUGAUGCUGGCCAGGAUUUGUGUGUAUGCCUGCCUGGUCUUCAGCAUCUUCUACUUCGUUUUUGUUGCAUACAUGAAGUGCACUGAGAGAGAGGGCUGGAAGAUGAUCCACCUCCUACUCAUCAUCAAGAUGGUAAUUCUGUCCAGAGGCCUGGGGGUUUUUUUUUUACAAACUUCAUGGUGGAUUCACCUCUGUGAUUUAACUGGGGGCUUCCUGGCACUGCUUGGGACUCAGGCGCUGCUACUGCUCCAGAUUCUCACGGUCACUGUCUACCUUGGCUGGGCCAAGCACACACACCCAUGUCAAAGCCCUUAUACUGAGGAGGCUCUGCUCAUUGAUAUUUAACAGGG
Molecule: messenger RNA, 773 nt
Organism: Indicator indicator
Lineage: Eukaryota; Metazoa; Chordata; Aves; Piciformes; Indicatoridae
Gene: TMEM140
Product: transmembrane protein 140
Source: RefSeq, a predicted model, not a curated record